AAAAAGGGAAAAAAUUAAAUAAAAAAACAAAGCAUUUUUUUCUUCUUCUCUUUUUUUUUCUCUAUACCCCUGUGGUAUACACAUCAACAAUAACAGAAGAAGAACAUCACAUUUGGGGAAUUUAUUCGAUCGCUCACUUGGGUUGUUAGAUUCUUCUAAUACCCAUCUUCCUGGGUUAAUUAACAUUUAAUUUUGAAAGUACUUUGCUGUUUUAAUUUUGUAUAAACAACUUGGAAUUUUAUAUUAUAUACCUAGAUGAUCAACAAGUUCAAUGGUAGUUUAUGAUUUUGAAGGUUGGAUAGGUUACUGUGAAAUUCCUUUCAGGGUUUUUCUGAGUAAUUUAAUGGGUCGAAGUUGGAUGUUUGAAUUGUGACUGGUAUGUUGGAUUUUAGGAUAGGUGGUUAGGGUUAAGGGUUUUGGGGCUAAAAAGUUGGGGGAAUUUUGGGGUUAGGGUUGUUAUUUAUGAGUUGGGGAAAUAGUAGGGUGGAGAUGAUGGAAGAACUUGAACUUGAAGAAGGAGAAGCAUGUCACUACAAAGAUGCUGAGGAUACAAGCAUUGACCCUGACAUAGCCCUCUCUUACAUUGAUGAGAAGCUUCAAAGUGUCUUGGGUCAUUUUCAGAAAGAUUUUGAAGGAGGCGUUUCUUCUGAGAAUUUGGGGGCAAAAUUUGGUGGGUAUGGUUCAUUUUUACAGACUUUUCAGCCCUCCCCUUCAAUUCUAUCUCAGCCAAGAACUCCACAGAUAUCUCAAACUCAAGGCCAAUCAAGAUCACCUAACUAUUUUCCCUCUGAGGGACCUCCUCAGAACUCAAUGCCUGUGUCUGAUCCUCCUUCAACUCGGAGGAAUGGUACAGCUGGUUCUCGCGAUGGUCAUACCUUGCAUGAUUCAAGGGUGUUUUGUGGGGAUGAUUCCACAAGACAAGAUUCAUGCUUUUCUGCUCAAGAAUCUAAUAAGUUCCCUGCAAAACAUGAAGUUUCUAUGAUUAAGUCACGUAAUCCCACUGAUCAGAGAACACUCAAACUUCGGAUUAGGGUUGGUUCUGAUAAGACAACUCAGAAAAGUACUGCUUUACACACUAGUCUUGGGCUUAUCUCUCCCUCUUCAUCACCGGAAAAUAGUCCUACUGAGAGUGCUGGAAUGUUGUCCAAGUUUCAAGAAAUUCACAGUGAUUCUCCAGCCAGCAUCCUUCAGACUAUGACUUCUUUCCCAGUUGCUGGAAGUGUGCUGCUUUCACCUCUCCAUGAGAAAUUAUUGACUUUGUCAAGAAAUGAAAAACUUUUUGAAGAGAAUGAGCAUGCGGCUACCGCAAAGGAUGCUAAUCCUCAAUCUGUCAUGUCUGCCAAUAGUUCAACUGCCAGGCUGGAAGAUGGAGAUUUCUUGAUCAGGAAGAAAACUAACUCAGGUGGUAAAAGUGAAUUUGUCGAGGAACCGAAUUCAGAGGUCAGAAAUGACACGAUGUCCUUGUUUCAGAAGAACUUGGGAAUUGAGAGCUUGGAAAACAGGCGUUGCUUCUCAAAUGACGUUAAUCAAAGAGUCAUGCCUGAUAUAGUAUGUGAUACUCAUGAAUCAGUGAAAGGUGCUGGUGGGGCACCUGAUGCUAAAAAAAUCACAGAGAAGGAAGUUCCUAUGAAGAAAAGGGAGAUCAAUCGACUUAAAGAUGAAUUGUUUGGUAGUGAUUUGGAUAAGGAUGACUCGGUGGAAUCUUUAUCUGACCUAAGCGGUGACAAAGAUGAACACCAAGAAGUAAGAAGUAGAUCAGUGGAACUCCAGUUAAAAAGUUUUCAGACAAAUGCUUCUGUUGAUAGCAUGGAAGGUGGCAGGAGCAAAUGCAGCAGAUCAGUCCCUUCAUUUAGAGCUGAUUCUGAUAUAUCCGAGAGUGAAAGGGAUUCUAGUGGGGCUUUCUCUCUGAGAAAGAAAGCUGUUAUGAAAGCUGCAAGCCAUAAACCUGACCAACCAAGGAUGCCUCACACGGAGAAGCAAUUAUCUGAAGGCAAAAAGAAAUUAGCAGAACAUCAACGUAGUUUGAAGCCAGCUGCAGAUGUGGCAGAGGUUAAAGGGGUUUCUGCUACUCUCAAAAACAAGAAGAGUUCUAAGAAGGAUGUCCCGGUGGCUCAUGUAUUUGAUGCACAGUUGGAAAAACCCACAAAUCAACUGGAUUCUCUGGGUAGACCUCCAAGUGAUAAGUUGAAGAAAUCUAAACUGGAGGCACGUAAAGGACAACAUGCAUCUUCUGCUAAAUCAAAACAGAUGCCAAACAAAAAAGUUGAUAGUCAUGUGGCAUGUGCAACCCCUAUGAAGGAUCCUUCAGCCGUGGGCAUACAGGGUGCGAAAGAGCUGACAUCUGGAGCUGAGCCAGCAGUUGAAGCUGUCGUUAUUGAAGAAGAUUGGGUUGCCUGUGAUAAAUGUGAGAAGUGGCGUCUUCUUCCAUAUGGUACAAAACCCGAGCAACUGCCUGAGAGGUGGAUGUGCAGUAUGUUAUACUGGCUGCCUGGAAUGAACCACUGUGACAUUAGUGAGGAAGAAACAACAAGAGCUCUUCAUGCCCUGUACCAAAUGCCCCUCCCUGAUAACCUAAAUGGCCUUCAAAAUCAUGCUGGUCGAAGUGCCUCUGGAGUAAUUUCAGCUGAUAUGCAUGGGCUCGGCAGUAACAGUCAGAUUGCGGGUUUUUACAUGGCUAAUGGAGGAAAGAAGAAACAUAAAUUAAGAGAAACACCAAACACAACCAGCAAUCAUGGUCCAAUGUUGACCACAAACUCAAACUUGCAGCAUGAGCUGAUCAAAAGCAGAAGUUUGAAGAAUGUGAACCAACCUAUAGCUGAAUCAAAUUCAAUUAGCAAAUCCAGUGCACAGAUUCCAGUUAAGUCGUCUGAUGUCCUUGGCAAACAUUUGAACACACCGAAGGAGCGCAUGGCUAAUGGUGGUGAAAAGCCAAAAAAGAAAUCGAAAAGGGAAUCCGAUCAAUAUGAUCAAAGGGAUCUGAAAAAAUUAAAAAUCAAAAGUGACCAGGCGUUUGUGGCUACUAAGGAAGUUGUGACGGGUAUCCAGGACUACCAUGAACGUGGUGAUUUGAAGGAGACAAUGCCCGGGCUGGCAGAAAGGUCACAAAUUUUGGAAAAGAAGCAUGGCAACCGAGUCCGGGAUUCAAGGGAUAGUGGCUCGAUUGACUUAAAAACUAAUAUUGGAAGAGAAAUUUCUGUAAAGAAAAGAAAAUUGAGGGAUCAAGGCUAUAUAAUGAAUUCACAAAGUAAUGGUAAUCAAUUGGGCGACAGUGAUGGCAAUGCACUUGUGGGAGAGGUUAGUGGUGAAAGUGGUUUCAGAAAACAGAAGAAACCCAAGGUGUUUUAUUCUGAGAAAAAGGAGUCCAGUACAUGCAAGGGUGAAGAGAAAUCAUCAAGAAUAAGAGCUACAAUUACUAAAAUUGUUCUACCAGGAACCAGGGAUUUUCCUAGAGACAGAAGUGUAGAAAGAGAGCAUCAGACUAAAAAGCCUAGAGUGAAGGUUCAGUCAAGAUUGACGAUGGAAGAUAUUGAUUCAUUGAAAAAGGACUUGGGAUCUGAACAGUUAUCAACGGCUGCCACUUCAAGCUCUUCAAAAGUUUCCGAUUCCCGGAAACGUAGAGCAAAUCACCAAGUGAAAGGCUCACCUGUAGGGUCCGUUUCCUCAUCUCCCCUGAGGAUGUUCAUCACGAGUAAGGCUUCACCUGCAAGAAGGGAUAGUUCAGGGAGAGAUGAUGCUCCAUUGGAUGAUGUUGGAUGUUCAAGAAAAUAUUUGGAUGGGGAUGGCGGUUUUGAGAGUGAUAAAUCUAGGAUCUUGAUAAAGGGAAAAAGACCAGGUGUUCCUCAUCCGGAGGUUUAUGAAAGUUCUUUGCUAGAUUUCCGGGGUACCGAUGCCAGGGAAAAAAUUGAAUCAUGUGUUGUACAUUCUUCUGAGGUUGGAAAUAGCCAUAUGGGUAAUAGUAAUGUUGAUGUUCUGGAGGAAUGUAGCCCCUAUAUGACUGAGAAACAUGCUGCAUAUUGCUCUGAUGGCAACGGUAGAGUGAGCAAGAAACAUGUUUCUAUGCUUAACGAACAUAAAUCUGUCAAAAAUUCUUCUUUUCAAUGUAAGGUGAAAGGCGGGAAUGCUGGUUUUAAUACUCAAAGGGUAGAAGAGAAUAUAUCUGGUCAACUGGGCAGCAAGGAAGUCCUGAAUUCAAAGAUUGACCAUAAUAAUCUUGACUCUAGUACGAAAUCUGUAAAAAACAAUCAGAAAAUUAAUAACAAAGAUCCUACACAUUGUAGUGGUAGCAGGAAAGAGCACCGAUUGAAGCAUGAUUGUAUUGGGUCAACUACAAAGUUGAAUAGUGUGUGCGACAUGGAAGGAAAAGUUCUUACAAAGCAAAAAGCUCAUCAAGAAAUUGAUGCUCGAAUUGCAACAAAUGGUAGAUCAACACAGACAGAAUCCAGGGAUCCAAGGUCACAAGUUGGUGUACAUACUGAAGAUAAAUUAGGCACAUCAGUUAUUAAGAGCAAACCUGCUUCAGGUUCCCAGAAAGGAAGUUUUAAAGAUGUAGGUAUGGCUAAUACUUCUGUAAGUGCCAGAGUGUCAAGUAUGCUAAAAGAUCCUGGCAUCGGUAUGUGUCAAAAUGUGAGUCACAACAACAUGGGGCAUUUGGAGCCUGAUCAUUGUGCGGUGCAGGAAUCCAGUGGUCCCACCCCCUCAAAAAGGGAGACCUCUAGUCAGACUGCUUCUAUUGUCUUGAGAAAAGCUGAAGAGCUUAGAGAUUUUGCUGAUCGUCUUAAGAACUCUGGAUUGCAUGAUGAUUAUAAUCAAGCUUAUUUCCAAGCAGCAUUAAAGUUUCUUCAGGGUGCUUCGCUUUUAGAAAGCUCAAAUGCGGAAAGUAGUAAAUCCGGGGAGAUGAAUCAAUUACAAAUCUAUAAUAUCACAGCCAAACUUUGCGAAACUUGUGCACUUGAAUAUGAGAAACGCGAUGAAACUGCCACUGCUGCUUUGGCCUAUAAGUGUAUGGAGGUUGCAUACAUGAGGGUGGUAUACUGCAAAAAUAUGAGUUUGAGUAGAAUUUGGCAUGAUCUGCAAGCAAGUUUGCAAGUUCCCCCUCAAGGUGAAUCUCCUUCAUCUUCCGCAUCUGAUGUUGACAACACACACAAUCAAACAGUGGCAGAGAAAACUGCUUUAUCUAGAGGCAGUGGUUCUAAUGCUGGAAGUCAUGUCAUUGCUCCUCGAAACCGUCCUAGUUUUGUUCGUCUGCUUGACCUUACAAAGGAUGUAAAUUCUGCAAUGGAGGCAUCUAGGAAAGCACAGAAUGCUUUUGCAGCUGCCACAAACCUUGAAGAGGCAGAGAACAAAGACGCUUUCAUUUCCGUUAAACGGGUAAUUGACUUCAGUUUCCAGGAUGUAGAGGAGCUAAUACAUUUGGUGGAGCAAGCUAUCGAGGCAAUUAACCAUAAUGGUUUUGGUGGCGGUAGAGGAUAAAUCAAUCCUGUAUUUAAUGUGCUUCUCCCAUCAGAAGCAGGCCCUUGGAUAUGGGAAGGAGUGAUGACCUGCAUUGCAAUUUGGUGAAGAGGCAUGCUGUUACGUGUGUUAUAUUCCUGUACAUGUGUACAAAGUGGGAUUGAUUUGCUAUUUCAUGAAAUUUUGAGAAUUCAACUUUUUGGUAUAUGAUAAGGGCACAAAUGCUCAACCUUAAAAUUUACAGGUUGGGAUGAGGUGUAUAAAGUUUCAACUCUUCAAGGAUUUCGGAGUUUACUUAAGAUCCAGUUUUGAAUAUUAGGUUCUUUUCUUGGGAAUAGAGAAACAUAGGAGUAUGGAUAUUGAGAGCAUUAGGUGACAUAUCUAAGUAGACAUGAGUUCCAAUGUAGUCCCAAUGUUUCAUCCUUUACUAGAGGACUUGGAUCCUUGGGUUGCCAUAUGGAACUUCAUUUUUUUCUAAUGGAACAUAAGGCACAAUUUUGGUGGAGGAAUUUAGUGAAAUUACUAUGUUAUCUUCCAUUAUUUCUUGUUA
Capsicum annuum is the source of this 5998-nucleotide messenger RNA. RefSeq names its product cysteine-tryptophan domain-containing zinc finger protein 7. Lineage: Eukaryota; Viridiplantae; Streptophyta; Magnoliopsida; Solanales; Solanaceae. The record is from RefSeq and is a predicted model, not a curated record. The transcript is spliced from 11 exons. Gene Ontology annotation, molecular function: zinc ion binding. The coding region runs from base 463 to 5469 and encodes 1668 amino acids.